AUGGGUUCAACAAAGUUUGGAAACUUUAAUGAGUUUUGCCGGGACUCGACUCUACCCGUCUGCAAUAUCUUGUCGGAGACCAACAAUCAAACCGGGCCAUGGCUCGGUUGCGAAUUGACAGGCAUCCCGCUCUCUAACGGGCAACACUUGGGCAACCUCGGGUCCAUAAUACUAUGUGGCGUUGCGAUCGUCGUGACCGCCGGGCUCCUGCUUCGGUCGGAAAGGAAGCGAGCAGCUGUUGGGCGAAGGGAAAUGCAAGCGUUCCUUUUGGGGUAUUUGCUCAUCUCGAUAUGUGAGAUCUUUUCCGUGGGAGCCUUUCCGCUGAACGACAAUGUGCGAGUGGCCUUCAGUGCUAUCCACAUUGGCGCCAUCGCGGCAACCACAUGGACCCUUUUCCUCAAUGGCAUCGUCGGUUACCAGUUGAUGGACGACGGCACGCCGCUCUCGCUCGGUCUUCUCGUCGCUUCCUCGCUCGCCUUCCUGAUCGGCGUCGGCUACGUCGCCCUCGAUGCCGGCCUCUCUUUCACCCACUACUGGGACAGCAGCUACGAAGGCACCAACAGGAGCUAUGCGCUCUACGUGCUGUACCUGCUUCUGCCGUUAGUGUGGAUUGUGGUCUACUUUGCGCUCGAGACGGUCCUCGUCAUCCGCAUUCUCGGCGAGACCCGCCCGAUGUUGUUCCUCGUCGCCGCCGCGGUCACCUUCGCCGUCGGCCAGGUGUUCGACUUCGUCGUCAGCCCGUACAUCUGCAACGGCACCAGGGGGGCCAUCGACGGCGCCCUGUUUGAGACCUUGUUCACGCUUGUGUCUGUGGUUCUGGUUUGGCUCUUUUGGUCCAGCAUCACUGAGGACGACUGGCCGAUCGAUGCCGCUCAGCCGUACCCGUAA
Dichotomopilus funicola is the source of this 888-nucleotide messenger RNA. Its product is annotated as chitin synthase III catalytic subunit. The transcript is spliced from 6 exons. Gene Ontology annotation, cellular component: endoplasmic reticulum membrane. The coding region runs from base 1 to 888 and encodes 295 amino acids. Lineage: Eukaryota; Fungi; Ascomycota; Sordariomycetes; Sordariales; Chaetomiaceae. Gene Ontology annotation, biological process: protein folding. The record is from RefSeq and is a predicted model, not a curated record.